This is a messenger RNA of Petromyzon marinus (sea lamprey), 1588 nucleotides long. Its product is annotated as transmembrane protein 47-like. Gene Ontology annotation, biological process: cell-cell adhesion. The record is from RefSeq and is a predicted model, not a curated record. Lineage: Eukaryota; Metazoa; Chordata; Hyperoartia; Petromyzontiformes; Petromyzontidae. Gene Ontology annotation, cellular component: cell-cell junction; membrane.
GGCAGCUGGCAACGCACCACCACCACCAGUCGCGCUCACGCACGCACGCGCGCGCGCACGUUUCUCUGGCUUUUUUUUAAUUUCCCAUUUUUUUAAAAUAAAAUUACCGAUUUGAUUAUUUUUUUUCAGCAUCGCACGGCACCGCCGCCUUUCCCCAUUGCCGCGGGAAUUUAUUUCGCAUUUUUUUUUAGCGCCCUCGUUAAAGUCUCGUCGGAGAGAUUUUUUUUUUAAUUCAUUUUGACCCGCUAGCGAGUGCAACAACAAAAACACAAACAAAAUUACCACCUCCCAACCAUCAACCAAACCAACUCUCACCAAGGAACAAUGUACGGAGGCGAGACUCGCACCGUUGUGCGGCGGCCGUACAAGCUGAUCGCGGCUCUCUGCGCCUUCGGGGCGGCCGCUCUCGAGGCCGUGUCGCUCGGCUCGUCCGCCUGGGUCACCGCGGAGAAGUUCAGCCUCUCGCUGUGGCACUCGUGCCGCCAGCACACCUCGGCGUGGCUCUGCGUCUCCGCCCUCUCGCAUGACUGGCUGGUGGCCACUCUCGCGCUGGUGCUGACUGCCAGCGUGCUUGCCCUGAUCUGCACCAUCAUGGGAUGCGUCUCGCUCUGCAGGAACUCAUCCCAACGACUCUACAAGCUGAUCGCCGCUCUGCUCUUCUUUGCUGCCGUCCUGCAGGUGUGUGCCCUGGUGCUCUACCCCAUCAAGUUCCUGGAGGCGCCCGCUCAGAGCAGCACUUACUACGAGUUCAACUGGGGCUACGGCGUCGCCUGGGGUGCCGUCAUCUUCAUGAUCGGGGCCGGUGUGCUCUACUGCAUCAACCCCAAGACGGAAGACCACGAUUAUCCAUACUGAGCCGUGGGGGGGGGGUGGGGGUGGGGGCAGUGGCGACGGCGACGAAUGGCAACGACGAACGAGAGUGUGAGAACUGUUCACCUCGUCCGCUCGUCGUCGGCGAGUCUCCAAAACAGAGCGAGGUCGGAGAGAGAGAGGAAGAAGUGGAGGGGGGGGGGGUCUUCUGUCGUGCUUUUCCCAACCGAGGGGUUCAAAGUGUUUCCGCGUUUGAGCCCUCUCCGUGCACGUGUCUGGCCGUCUGUGACCGGUGAGCGGGAGGGGGGCGGAGUGGUGUGUGUGUUGGGGGGGGGGGGGGGGGAGCUGGAUAACUCUCGCUAAAUGCGAUCCGAUGUGAAUUUAAGUGUUUUUUUUGUUAGUCGCGUUGCCCUGAGGGGACUUGCCCCUCCGACCCCCUCCCCCCCCCAAUGUCUUGGCCCCGCUGUGCGAACGCGUUAACCCCCAAAACGGGAGGUCGCGCGCCGCUGCCCGUGCCGAGUGAGAGAGGCCUGCAGGCCGAGGGUGGCCACCUCGACAUGCUUGGGGGGGUGGGGCAUGGCGGUGGACUUCUUCAUCAAAGGAGACGCGCGCCGGGCCUUUUAGCUCUGGGUUUUAACCUGUGGUGCUCGCUUCACGUGCGGCCCUGGUUUGUGCGUGCGUGUAGUUCAACGGUCAGCGCGCUGCACGGCGAAACCCGGCGACCCGAGUUCGAUUCCCGCUCACGGCCAACACCCAGUGACGAUUUUCCGAGCCUGUU